Molecule: messenger RNA, 1032 nt
Organism: Monoraphidium neglectum
Lineage: Eukaryota; Viridiplantae; Chlorophyta; Chlorophyceae; Sphaeropleales; Selenastraceae
Exons: 6
Coding region: 1-1032 (343 amino acids)
Source: RefSeq, a predicted model, not a curated record
AUGGAGAGCGCACCAGUUAUGGACAGUGCCAUAGCGCAGCAGCGCGCGGCCAGCGCGCCCGCACCCGCUGGCGACAAGCUGGCGCAACUGCCUGCGGCGCCCACCAUCAUCGCCGAAGCCUGCAGCGCCAGCGACUGCAGCAGCACCGCCGCGGACCAGCAGCUAGACCGCAGCGACGAGCACAUCUCUGGGUAUUACGACCUGGCGCCCAAGGAGGUGCACCCCUUCCACAGGCCCGCCAUGCCGUCACAGGAAGCGAUGCGGGCGUCCCCCCACCACCCCGUUGUGGUCACAGCCAACCCGAUGGCCGGCGGCCAGGUGGGCGCGAAUGCGCGCGUCUGCAUGAGCAUACAGGAAGAUAGUGGGCGGUUCAUGGGCUUGCGAUCAGAAGAGGGGCAGCAGGCCCACGCGCAACGCGGUGUCGCGCUUAAGCGCCGGGCGGCGGAGCCUGCAGCGGCCGCGCCCCCGCUGCUUGAGCGCGCGCGCGCGGCGGUCCUGGAUGGCGCGACCGACCCGAAUGCCCACAUGCCGGUCAACGGCCGCUCCUUCAGCGUUGAGACUGACAUGUUCAGCGGCCGCGUGGAGAUCCACCUCAAGGGCCUCAAGACCAGCAACAAGGAGAUGUUUGCGGGCAAGAAGCGGUACUUCCAGAUCGCCUGCCAGGGCAAGUUCAAGCGGGAGGUGGACGCGGACGCGAUCUGCAUGGGCCAGGAGUUUGUCAAGGCGGCCAACGUGUCGGCCUGGAUCGCGGAGAUGGUGCUCACGGGCGCGGCCAAGGUGUUCAGCAGCAGCGCGCACGUCGACAUCUACGCGCGGCUGCCCUACUUCAUGAACCCCGUGCUCGCGGCCUGCCAGCUGGUCAACGUGUCGCGCGACGAGGACGCCCCCGCAAACAUCUGGGACGCUCAGGAGGACCUGCGCCUGUUCGCACCAGAGCUGGUGGACAAGCACGGCGCCCCCACCGUGUCUGAGAAGCGGCGCAAGUGGUGCGACCACCCGGAAAACCUCAAGGGGCGCAACCCCUGCAGCUGA